Molecule: messenger RNA, 2202 nt
Organism: Pygoscelis adeliae (Adelie penguin)
Lineage: Eukaryota; Metazoa; Chordata; Aves; Sphenisciformes; Spheniscidae
Product: trihelix transcription factor GT-2-like
Exons: 10
Coding region: 79-2001 (640 amino acids)
Source: RefSeq, a predicted model, not a curated record
CUGACAACCAGCCGUCUGGUUUCCUAGGAAACAAAAUCUUGGCUAGAAAUAGUGAAUCAUUUCCAGGUCACUUUCAACAUGGAGAGUGGAGCAGGGAAGCAUUGGACUGAGGAGGAGGUUAAAGCCUUGUUAAGCGUCUGGUCAGAAAAAAAUAUCAGAAAGCAACUCCACGGCACCCUGAGGAAUAAAGGAAUAUUUAUCUACAUUGCUAAAAGGUUGCAGGAGUUAGGAGUUUGCAGGGAUUGGAAACAGUGCCGUGCAAAGUAUAAAAAUCUGAAGUAUGAAUACAGAACGGUUAAAUAUGCCCACAACUCUGGGGAUGUCACUAAAACCAUGAAGUUUUUCCAUGAUCUGGAUGCCAUAUUGCGAUAUGAACCUGUCACACAAUUAACAGCAGAAGAAAACGGCAGGUGUUCUGCGACUGAGACGCAGCUGAACACAAGCCCCACAACAGAGAGCACGCAAGGUGAAAUAUCAGUUUCUUUAGAAGAUGAUGAGGAUGCUCCAGGAGAUCCACUACUUUUUAUGUCACAUGUCAGACCAGUUCAACUAGGUAAUCCAACGUCAGCAAUAGAGGCUUCCAAAACACCGGCUUUUAUUCCAACAGUAGCAAAUGAAGGAGGAAAACACUGGACUGUUAAUGAAGUCAGAGCUUUGAUACGCAUAUGGUCAGACAAAAAUAUCCAGCAACAACUGGAGGGGACAGUGAGAAAUAAAAGAAUAUUUGAACAGGUUGCUGCUAGACUUCAAAAGUUCGGAAUUGACAGGGACUGGAAGCAGUGCAGGACAAAAUACAAAAAUCUGAAACAUGAAUACAAGAGUGUAAAAAGUGCCCAAGACUCAGGGAGUACAAGUAAAAGUAUGAAAUUUUUUAAUGAACUGGAUGCUAUUCUGGGGCACAGCACCAUGGAACAAGCAAGUAAAUCAGAUAAUGAUGAAAGUGAGAGGCCUCCAGAAUGGACAGAAGCAAAAUCAGAAAAGGACUCCAUAGAAAUGCCUGGAGACACAGGUGAAGAGGACUCUGUUAGUAAUAUGUCAGAAGACCUACGGGUUGCAGAUAUACAGAAAGUUUCUGACUCAGAUGAUGUUACUGUAAAUACUACUCCAGAGAAUCUGGCAGCUCUGCAUGUAACGAAAGAAACAGCUAUGACAAAAAUCAUUGAAGAUGAGGGGGACUUUGCCAACUCCGUCCCGGCAGCUCUGGCAGCUACACAAAUAAAGAAGGAGACGAUUGACAUAGAUGAUGAUUCUAUAAGCACUACCUCAGAAGACAGAUCUUGUACACCAGUAGCAAAACGGAUGGUUGGGACAGACAAUCACAUUCCCUUGGAAGAAGCACAAAAUCACUUUAAAGUUAUUACAGUUAAUGAUACUGGAGCAGGAAAACACUGGAGUGAUAAUGAAGUCAGAGCUCUGAUAAACAUAUGGUCAGAUGAAAAGAUACAACAAAUGCUUGAAGGGGCCACAAGAAAUAAAGAAAUAUUUGAGGAAAUUGCCAGAAGGUUAAUGAAACGUGGUAUAGACAGAGACUGGAAACAAUGUCGCACAAAAUACAAGAACCUAAAAUAUGAAUACCGUGCACUGCAGAAGGAAAACGAGCAUCUUGGUAAUCCCAGGAGAAAAAUGAGAUUUUACGAUGAAGUUGACUGCAUCUUAAGAAGACAGCCUCUGGGUCCCUCGAGCUGGGGAUGUGAAACUUCAAGUCUCCUAUCAGUUUCAGUGGGAGAUGUUACAGCAAACACAGGAUCCUUGAGUAUCAAGAGAAAAACUUGGAAUGAUGAGGUGUCACCUGUUCCACUUAAGAAAAGUGCUUCUGAAAACACCAUACUCCACUUCCAAAAACUAUUAACAGAGAGAGUGCACACAGUAACAGAAGGCAAAAGGUUACUGUUAGAAAGGCUUUGUAAGCAGGAAGAAAUGCAAGACCUCAGCAGAACACAGCUGUAUGCUGAUCCAUCAGCCAUACAACAGGUUGGUUUAAUGAACUUUCUACGAAAUUAGCAUGCAAAGAGAUUCUCUCAGAUAGCAAGAAAUUAAAUAGACUUAUUUAUCCGUGUAGGUCACCCACAUUUGUACAUGCUUGCUCCCCUUUAAUAUAUUCACCUUCAGUCAUUUAAACUAAAACAAGGUAUGAGUUCCCAUCAUAAUCCUUAACUAUGAGCUUUUAGCAGUGACGUCAGUUAGUCUAAUAAAAGAUAUAAC